Molecule: messenger RNA, 5509 nt
Organism: Caenorhabditis sp. 36 PRJEB53466
Lineage: Eukaryota; Metazoa; Nematoda; Chromadorea; Rhabditida; Rhabditidae
Source: the annotation of a GenBank genome assembly
AUGUCUUCGGUAAUGUUUCUUUAUACUAUCUUAGUUGACGACUCUUUAAUAUCUCAUUCAAUUCGCAAGAUACAGCAAGAUUUUGCAGAACCAUUUUUAACAGCCUGUAUCUCUGUUCUCGCGACAGCAGCUACCAAAUCGACGCUGCUCUCGCGACAGCAGCUACCAAAUGGGCGCUGCUCUCGAGACAGCAGCCACCAAAUCGACGCUGUUCUCGCGACAGCAGCUACCAAAUGGGCGCUGCUCUCACGACAGCAGCCACCAAAUCGACGCUGUUCUCGCGACAGCAGCCACCAAAUCGACGCUGCUCUCACGACAGCAGCUACCAAAUAACCACUGCUCUCACGACAGCAGAUACCUAAUAAGCACUGCUCUCGCGACAGCAGCCACCAAAUCGACGCUGUUCUCGCGACAGCAGCUACCAAAUCGACGCUGCUCUCACGACAGCAGCCACCAAAUCGACGCUGUUCUCGCGACAGCAGCUACCAAAUCGACGCUGCUCUCGCGACAGCAGCCACCAAAUCGACGCUGUUCUCGCGACAGCAGCUACCAAAUCGACGCUGCUCUCGCGACAGCAGCUACCAAAUCGACGCUGCUCUCGCGACAGCAGCUACCAAAUCGACGCUGCUCUCGCGACAGCAGCCACCAAAUCGACGCUGUUCUCGCGACAGCAGCUACCAAAUGGGCGCUGCUCUCACGACAGCAGCCACCAAAUCGACGCUGCUCUCGCGACAGCAGCUACCAAAUCGACGCUGCUCUCGCGACAGCAGCUACCAAAUCGACGCUGCUCUCACGACAGCAGCUACCAAAUCGACGCUGCUCUCACGACAGCAGCUACCAAAUCGACGCUGCUCUCACGACAGCAGCCACCAAAUCGACGCUGUUCUCGCGACAGCAGCUAUCAAAUAACCACCACUGCUCUCGCGACAGCAGCUACCAAAUCGACGCUGCUCUCGCGACAGCAGCUACCAAAUCGACGCUGCUCUCGCGACAGCAGCUACCAAAUCGACGCUGCUCUCGCGACAGCAGCCACCAAAUCGACGCUGUUCUCGCGACAGCAGCUACCAAAUCGACGCUGUUCUCGCGACAGCAGCUACCAAAUAAGCACUGCUCUCGCGACAGCAGCCAUACAAUCGACGCUGCUCUCGCGACAGCAGCUACCAAAUCGACGCUGCUCUCACGACAGCAGCUACCAAAUCGACGCUGCUCUCACGACAGCAGCUACCAAAUCGGCGCUGCUCUCGCGACAGCAGCCACCAAAUCGACGCUGCUCUCGCGACAGCAGCUACCAAAUCGACGCUGCUCUCACGACAGCAGCCACCAAAUCGACGCUGUUCUCGCGACAGCAGCCACCAAAUCGACGCUGUUCUCGCGACAGCAGCUACCAAAUAACCACCACUGCUCUCGCGACAGCAGCCACCAAAUCGACGCUGCUCUCACGACAGCAGCUACCAAAUCGACGCUGCUCUCACGACAGCAGCUACCAAAUCGACGCUGCUCUCGCGACAGCAGCUACCAAAUCGACGCUGCUCUCGCGACAGCAGCCACCAAAUCGACGCUGUUCUCGCGACAGCAGCUACCAAAUCGACGCUGCUCUCACGACAGCAGCCACCAAAUCGACGCUGCUCUCGCGACAGCAGCUAACAAAUCGACGCUGCUCUCGCGACAACAGCUACCAAAUAAGCACUGCUCUCGCGACAGCAGCUACCAAAUCGACGCUGCUCUCACGACAGCAGCUACCAAAUAACCACUGCUCUCACGACAGCAGCUACCAAAUCGACGCUGCUCUCACGACAGCAGCCACCAAAUCGACGCUGCUCUCGCGACAGCAGCUACCAAAUCGACGCUGCUCUCGCGACAACAGCUACCAAAUAAGCACUGCUCUCGCGACAGCAGCUACCAAAUCGACGCUGCUCUCGCGACAGCAGCUACCAAAUCGACGCUGCUCUCGCGACAGCAGCUACCAAAUCGACGCUGCUCUCGCGACAGCAGCUACCAAAUCGACGCUGCUCUCGCGACAGCAGCUACCAAAUCGACGCUGCUCUCGCGACAGCAGCUACCAAAUCGACGCUGCUCUCGCGACAGCAGCUACCAAAUCGACGCUGCUCUCGCGACAGCAGCUACCAAAUCGACGCUGCUCUCACGACAGCAGCCACCAAAUAACCAGCACUGCUCUCGCGACAGCAGCCACCAAAUAACCACCACUGCUCUCGCGACAGCAGCCACCAAAUCGACGCUGCUCUCACGACAGCAGCUACCAAAUCGACGCUGCUCUCACGACAGCAGCUACCAAAUCGACGCUGCUCUCGCGACAGCAGCCACCAAAUCGACGCUGUUCUCGCGACAGCAGCUACCAAUAACCACCACUGCUCUUGCGACAGCAGCCACCAAAUCGACGCUGUUCUCGCGACAGCAGCUACCAAAUCGACGCUGCUUUCGCGACAGCAGCUACCAAAUAAGCACUGCUCUCACGACAGCAGCUACCAAAUCGACUGAGAACAGCGUCGAUUUGGUAGCUGCUAUCGUGAGAGCAGCGCCCAUUUGGUAGCUGCUGUCGUGAGAGCAGCGCCCAUUUGGUAGCUGCUGUCGUGAGAGCACCGCCCAUUUGGUAGCUGUUGUCGUGAGAGCAGCGCCCAUUUGGUAACUGUUGUCGCGAGAGCAGCGUCGAUUUGGUAGCUGCUGUCGCUGAAUCUUGCUGUAUCUCGCGAAUUGAAUGAGAUAUCAAAAAGUCGUCAACUAAAGAAACAUUACUGAAGACAUUUUCCAUACUAUCUUAGUUUUUUUCUACCCGAAGAAGGAGAGCUAGAAUUGUAAAAUUCGGAUUCUACGUAAUAAUACGCGUGGACAAAAAAAGUUGAACCAAAAUCGGAAUGCGCGUCCAAGAUCUGUACCUGAAUUCAUGGAUUUUGUUCACAAGUAUUGCAUGCUUUUUUAAACUUACAUGCAUGCAAUACUUGCAAAAAGGGGUGACUCAGGUAUUACGGUGUGAAGACCACAGGAUCGAGCUUUCUUUGUAUCAAACUCACUCUAGAAUUGUUUCCUCAACCGUCCGGCCAGAAUCCUUCUUUCUCUCGUCCGCUUCCCUUUGGCUUUGAACCGUUUACACACUUCCGGAGUCGCCACGUCCUUCAGUCAGGUCUGAAAGUUGUCACGAUCAGUGUCUAACCGAGGCAAAUUUCUUUGCACUCGGCGGGGCUCGAACCUGCGGUCUUCGGAUUGCUAAGCACAAGCUUAACCGCCUACACCACCCUGGCCACGCGGCUCAAUCACCCAUGGGGUGUAUAUACACUGCCGGUCAUAAUUAUAGGUUCACUUCAAUUUUUCGAAUAUUUCGAAAACUAGGCGCUGUAUUCAAAAAAGUUCUUAAGGGGAUUUUCGGUCACCCAAGGGACCACAAAUGUACAAACUAAACCAUUCGACUUCAGUGAGAAAUUUUCCAAAAAUCGUGAUUUCUCGAAAAAGUGACUUUAGCGGUUGGUCAUAAUUAUAGGUUCACCACUGAAAUUAGCCAGAGGGUCAACUGAAUAAUUUUUAAUUUUAGCUAUAACGUCUUCUAAGACUGAUUAUGACCGUUUUACAUCGAUUUCCGACAAGCUUCUCGGUUCCCUGAUUUUUUGAACCUUUCAUUGAGUUUUGGGUCAAUCAUAACUUUUCGUCUUAAAAUCGAACCUAACUUCGGUUUUUUGGCCGGACGACAACAGGAUCAUUCUGGAAUGAGUAUUUAGUGAGGUUUUGUGAAGUUUCAUUGAGAAUCUACGAGAAUUUGAUAUCUUUUUCUAAUGUUGAAGUGCUUUGGUCGACUAGUCCCAAGUAAGUUUACAUCUGGUUUUUGCUCAAAUUUGGAGCAAUCUCUGAGAGACUUGACGGCAACAUGAAAGACCCAACCAACAAUGCACUUGCCAAGUUUGGUACAAAUCCGAUCAUUCUGACCAAACUUCGGAGACGGUUGUCAGUUUCGAUCCUUCAAAAAAUGCAGAAAAAUUUCAUGCUCUGGAUUUGCUCGGGACUAGGGGGGAAUGAAAGGCCCUAUAAAAAGGUAAAAAAACGCGAAAAAAAGGUUUCAUCUCUGUUUUUGGUGUUUAGCCGAGAUACGAUCAAAAGUAUGAAAAAAACGGUACAUCUUUUUUUAGAAAAGUCGCAUCUCCGUCAAUUUUUUUGAGUAAAACACUCGGUAAAAAAAGGAAAAAUGUAGCUAAUGAGAUGGUCUUUAAGCAUACAAUUGAUUAUCUUUGACGAAACAAAUUCUUAAAAGAGAUAUUCAACAAAAUAUGAAAACGUUUGUACUUAUGUACACUAUUUUGCGAAUACAGUUUGACGGGACUAUCACCAUUAGAUUCAGCGUCCAAAAUAAGGGCCGUAUGCAAAAAUUUUGCCUUGGGAAAUCGCUUUGACGGAAAAAAAGUAAUCGACAAUAUGCUUUGCCCCUGUUUUCUUGUGGUUCUGUCUGUUUGCUAGCCUGUAUCUCCUCAACCGGUAGAGAUACCAAAACGUUGUCAACUGUAAAGUUAAAGGUACAUGUCCAAGCUAUAAAACUUUAGUUGAACGCUUUUUUUAAUCUCUACUCGUUCACAAGUUAUGGCCGUUUCCGAGUGAUCACUCAAAAACUGAUAUUAUCGCAUUUAAGGAGUGGUCCUACAAUUUUGGUCUCAACAUAAAAAAUGCUCAAUAAGAGGCUAGACAUCAAAUGUCGUUCAGCCUGUGUUGAUCCGAUCUCUUUCGAAAUAUUUUAUGACUCAUGCUUGUUUCGAACACCCUUCUCUACUUUACGGUAGGAGAGUCACACUUCGAAAGAGAUCGGAUCAACACAGGCUAAACGACAUUUGAUGUUUAGCCUCUUAUUGAGCACUUUUUAUGUUGAGACCGAAAUUGUAGGACCACUCCUUAAAUGCGAUAAUAUCAGUUUUUGAGUGAUCACUCGGAAACGGCCAUAACUUGUGAACGAGUAGAGAUAUCAAAAAGCGUUCAACUAAAGUUUUAUAGCUUGGACAUGUACCUUUAACUUUACAGUUGACAACGUUUUGGUAUCUCUACCGGUUGAGGAGAUACAGGCUAGCAAACAGACAGAACCACAAGAAAACAGGGGCAAAGCAUAUUGUCGAUAACUUUUUUUCCGUCAAAGCGAUUUCCCGUGAAUUUUUGGAAAAAAACCGGUAAAAAAGCGGAAAAAAUAAAAUGUCCGAGAAGCGCGUAUAUUUUUAUAUAUUUUUCGGCCAUUGGCGCUAGGCCACGGCCACGACUUCAACUGCAUGCCGUUUCGUUCAUUGGCAUUUUUGAGAGGCAGCAUUUCACCAGUGUAUGAGGCAAUAAGAGACAAUUCAAAAAGUCACAAAAACAUUUUACAAAAAAAUCAAAAAAUUUUUGGGUUCCCUGGUCCUUUAAGAUGUCGUUGAAGGCGGCGCUCGUCCACGUCAAGGCUGCUCAAGCAAAGGUCGUCAUAGGACAUCGCGCCGAGAAUGAGCAGAUCCAGAAUGCGUACCACUACAAGAAAAAGAAGCUCCGUGGAUACUAA